Messenger RNA from Manihot esculenta (cassava), 739 nucleotides. Its product is annotated as receptor-like protein EIX2. Gene Ontology annotation, molecular function: protein binding. The transcript has 2 exons. NCBI's taxonomy places the organism in Eukaryota, Viridiplantae, Streptophyta, Magnoliopsida, Malpighiales, Euphorbiaceae. The coding region runs from base 57 to 623 and encodes 188 amino acids. The record is from RefSeq and is a predicted model, not a curated record.
UCUAUUCCAUUGACCUUUCAGGAAACAACUUUGUUGGAGAAAUUCCCCAGGAGUUGAUGAAUCUUUCAGGUCUACAGAACCUGAAUCUAUCUACAAACAAAUUGGAUGGACAUAUCCCUUGGAACAUUGGCAAGUUAAGCUCACUAGAAUCACUUGACUUGUCUGACAAUGAACUUUCUGGCUCUAUUCCAUUCAGCAUUUCUGAUUUGAACUUUUUAAGUCACUUGAAUUUGUCAUUCAAUCACUUAUCUGGACGAAUUCCAAAGGGAAACCAACUUCAGACUUUGGAUGACAAAUCCAUCUACAUCGGCAACGAUGGACUUUGUGGACCUCCAUUGAAUAACUGUUCAGAUGAUGCAGAUGUAUUGCCUAAAGGUCAUGAAAAAGGUGGCACUACGAGGAAAGAUGACUCUGAAAUGGUUUGGUUCUACGGUGGUAUGGGAAUGGGAUUUGCGGCUGGAUUUGUUGGAGUUUGUAGCAUCUUGUACUUCAACGACUCAUGGAGGUGUGCUUGGUUUGGGUUAGUUGACAGAGUCUACAACAAGCUUUGGGUAACAAUUGCAAUUAAGGCAAAUCAAGUGAAGAGAAAGUUUCUCAGAAACAAAUUAGAAGGAAAUGCAUGAGAAGGAUUCAAGGUUGUUUGAGAUUGCAGCAGAUGUUAAGCUAAAUUUAAAUAAAGCCCCUCCUCCAUUCAAGAUUUGAAGUUUGGAAGGCUGGAAGAUUUUCUUUAAAGGGGAUG